UCCAAGGUGCCGACUCCCAACUCCCCGCCCCACCAGAACCUCUAUAAACUCCCCUCCUCGUCCCCCAUGCACCAAAGCCUCUUAGCCAAAGACCAAUUAAUGGAAGAGUUCCAGGAGGAUGAUGUUUUGUGGUCCGACGGCGAGCACCAGGACGACGACGACACGGUCUUGGAGAAGCAACCAUCCACCCGGCAGCAAGCUCGACGGAAGGAGUCGGCUCCGGUCGACAUCCCCCCCAAGGCCAGAGUUGGUGCAAGUCGUUCGUGGGCGCCGCGGUGCAGCUUCCACGAUUCUGACAACAAUAGCAUGGAUGGAGAUUAUGAUGAUGAUGAUGAUGAUUUCGGCAACAACAGCAGCGAUGAGAGGAUUCCACCUCACAUCAUCGUGGCCCGAAGAACAUCGGACAAGAUGGCGUUCUCGGUGUGCGUCGGCAAAGGCAGGACGCUCAAGGGACGGGAUCUUUACCGAGUCAGGAACGCCAUUCUCCGGAUGACCGGGUUCCUCGAGAGAUAACAAUAGCAUAAAUCCAAAGAAAUUACGGGAGAACUUUGUAUUAUAGUGAUUAAUUUUUCCUUGCUUAUACUUAUCGAUAUGUGGAACGGUUCAAGUCAGCAUUCGUAUUCGUUUAUUAUUAUUAUUAUUAUUAUUAUUACGAUGUGUUUAGGAAGAAUGUAGAUGUAGAAGCGUGAGGAAAUGUAACAGAGUUUUGAAACGGAAUUAAUGAUGCGAUCCUGUCAUUAUGGACUUACAUAUAAAUAUCUGAUUGUGAGCGA
Phoenix dactylifera (date palm) is the source of this 773-nucleotide messenger RNA. The record is from RefSeq and is a predicted model, not a curated record. NCBI's taxonomy places the organism in Eukaryota, Viridiplantae, Streptophyta, Magnoliopsida, Arecales, Arecaceae.